AUUACACAAAGCUUAAGUCACAUUGGCCGGUGACAUGUUUACCAUCGUAAGACAUGUGGGCAGUAAAUGCCACAAUUGUCACAUCGAAAUUAUUGGUGGCCUCCAGAUGACUCAGAUGGCUGCUUAUAAAAAUCUCAUUCUACCAAAACCAAAAGAAAUUGAUUUGCCAGAAAAUCCUAAACUUCGUCGUUUGGGAAUGCUGGAUAAGACCCCACAAUUUGUCCAAGAUAAUGUGCAAGUUGGUGCUUUCAAAAUCCGGAGGCCAUCAAAAGACCUGUCGUUGAUACGAGGGCCCGAACUUGUCCAUAACAAAUUGCAGUAUGGACAUAUAGGAAUUCAGGCUCUUCAUGGAGGUUACCUUGUUUACAAUCACAUGAACAGCAUACGAAUCAUAUUGAAUCGUCAUAUUGAUGAUAAAAAGAUGUUUGCAAUAUGGAGGGUGGAAUUUCCAUGGCGACCAAUCACAAAAAAGGCUGCAAGCGUCCGUAUGGGAGCUGGAAAAGGUGCCAUUAAAGACUUUUCCUCCCCUAUCAAGGCAAACAGAAUAUUGUUUGAGAUUGGUGGAGAUAUUGAGUUACCAAAAAUCAGACGUAUCCUCAAACAACUUUCUACACAGACGCCAAUGAAGUCACGUGUUGUAACUGCUGAGAUGCUAGAAAGAGAGGCAGAACAGGAGGAGAAACUCGAAAGAACUAAUGUUAACCCUUUCAGUUUUAGUGAUUGUGCUAGAAAAAAUUAUAUGGGUAUAAAAAAGGAAAUGAGUCCUUAUGAUUUUGUCUGGCAUGGCAAGUAUAAGUAGUGAGUGUAUGUCUACACUUACUGGUCAUGGCUGAGUGUGUAUUAAAUGUACUUUAGUGUAACUGUUUAUGUAAAUGAAAUUAAAGACUUGUUGACUAAAUAGUUAUCAAGAUUACUUGUUA
This is a messenger RNA of Ylistrum balloti, 920 nucleotides long. Its product is annotated as large ribosomal subunit protein uL16m-like. The transcript is spliced from 4 exons. The record is from RefSeq and is a predicted model, not a curated record. Gene Ontology annotation, biological process: mitochondrial translation. Gene Ontology annotation, molecular function: rRNA binding; structural constituent of ribosome. Bases 35 to 799 code for a protein of 254 amino acids. Gene Ontology annotation, cellular component: mitochondrial large ribosomal subunit; ribosome. NCBI's taxonomy places the organism in Eukaryota, Metazoa, Mollusca, Bivalvia, Pectinida, Pectinidae.